CUCCCCGGGGCAUUGGCGAUCAAUGUACCAUGCACUAAUGGAUGCUUCCUCUAUUGUCCCGCUGCGGGGCUGGAUUGGCUGCGGGGCUGUGGGAAACACCGGCGAUCCCGACACUCACGUAUCUGCCCCGGCUCCCCGGGUAUAAAUAGAGGCACUUGGGAGCUGCCCAAGCAUCGCCUCACGCUCGGCACAGCAGCUGCCCGGGGUCUGUGCCCAGGGCUGAGCGCUCGGAAUGGCUCCCAGCAAUGCUCUCGUGAUCCACAUGGAGGAGAAGCUGCUGCCAAAGGAAAAGAAUAAACUGAGGAAGCCGGUGGUGGAGAAAAUGCGCCGGGACCGGAUUAACAGCAGCAUCGAGCAGCUGAAACUGCUCCUGGAGAAGGAGUUCCAGAGGCACCAGCCCAACUCCAAGCUGGAGAAAGCCGACAUCCUGGAAGUGGCUGUCAGCUACCUGAAGCAGCAGAGCCAGCUGCAGGACCAAAAAACAUUCAUCCACAAGAGCCCAGAGCAGGACUUUAACAGCGGGUACCUGCGGUGCCUCAAGGAAGCGAUGCACUUUCUGUCCUACUACGAGCCCAAGAAGGAGACCCAGGUCCAGCUCAUCAAGCACUUCUGCAAGGCUCAGCUGGGUGCAGAUGCCUCGUACUCUGCAGCUCUGCGUGGCCCCAGCCUUUCUCCCUGUGUGUUUCCCAGAAAACAGCCUGCCCAGAAGAGCGUGGCUGCUGCUCCCACCAUCUGGAGACCCUGGUAGACCUGCUGAACUUUAUUCCCACUUUUUGCUACAAAAACUAGAGGGACCUGUGGUUUAUUAGUUCCUCUUUGAAGUAGGAAACAUUGCUUUCCAAAGGUGGGAGGAGAGGGCGGUUAUUGUUUUUCUGUCACCAGAAAUGAGGGUCGCUGGCUGGUUUCCCUUCAUAGUGAAGGACUGUGGGUGUAUCUUGCAGCAAAUUUGUUGCUUUUAUUGGUGGCUCCUGGCCAAAGGCAGGACCAAGUUCUGUGGUGAUUUAGAGAGCAAAUGCCCUUUGGUUUCCAUCACAGGCUGCUGAGCCGGUGGCUGUCAGUGGAAAUCUCUCUGCUGACUGCCUGGGUCACAGGUUCAAGUGCUCCGUUGUCUCUAGAUAAUGUAUUGACCUUCCUCAAGAAGAGAAUGUAUUUUGUAUCAUAAAGAGAGGAUUGAGCCUUUCCCUUUUGAGUGAAAGAUGUUAUUAAGAAAUGCUGAUUCUUCUGAAGCUCCUCUGCUAUUUCUAGUAUCCUUCUUACAGAAAGUUGAGAUGAUCACAGAGAGCUCUAGGGACAAUUCUUUUCAUGUCACUUUUUUGCUGCUCUCAUUUGAGGGAUAAUUGGUGCCUUUUGUAAAGGAAAUACCUCUGCUAUACCUUAAGGAAAAGGGGAGGAAGGGAGGCAAUAAGUACUUUAUAAUCAUCCACUGAGCAUGAUAAGGAGCUUAAAAAGCUUUUAUAAAGUUGUGAUGUAUUCAUCCUGUGUGAUGUUCAACUUGUGUGUCUUCACUG
Messenger RNA from Ficedula albicollis (Collared flycatcher), 1508 nucleotides. RefSeq names its product transcription factor HES-5. NCBI's taxonomy places the organism in Eukaryota, Metazoa, Chordata, Aves, Passeriformes, Muscicapidae. The transcript has 3 exons. Gene Ontology annotation, cellular component: nucleus. The coding region runs from base 233 to 748 and encodes 171 amino acids. The record is from RefSeq and is a predicted model, not a curated record. Gene Ontology annotation, biological process: regulation of transcription by RNA polymerase II; anterior/posterior pattern specification; regulation of neurogenesis. Gene Ontology annotation, molecular function: RNA polymerase II cis-regulatory region sequence-specific DNA binding; DNA-binding transcription factor activity, RNA polymerase II-specific; protein dimerization activity.